UUGCGCCACUCCCCUGCUCAGACACAGCGGUUACAGUUUAACAAAUCCUGCACUUUGCAGAUAAAUUCUUCCAAAUGCAGGCAGCUGCACUAUAAUACCAGUUAUAUUGCGCUCCCUCUCUUAUGAAAUCGACACUAAAACACUGCAACCUGAAAAUGGGUUAGAGGGGAGAUUUAUGGAUUAUUCACUUACACCACGUUGAAAGGAUGGGGAGCUAGGUUUUUAAUAUUAAUGCAGAAGAUUAAAGAAGAAUAAACAGGAUAAACGACUGGAAUUGUUUCUUUUUUCUUUUUUCUUUACUUUUUUGAGAAAUGAUUGUAGAGUUAGUGUGCAGCGCUGUGGCAGUUGUCCUCAAUUUGAAUACACUGGGUGCUGAUUUCUGCUACGAUGACAGCCGUGCUAUCAAAACCAAUCAGGACUUGCUACCGGAAACUCCCUGGACACACAUUUUCUACAAUGACUUUUGGGGGACCCUGCUUACCCACAGUGGCAGCCACAAGUCCUACCGCCCACUCUGCACUCUCUCCUUCCGCCUUAACCACGCCCUGGGGGGCCUGGACCCCUGGGGCUACCACCUUGUCAACAUUCUGCUGCACUGCAGUGUCACCGGCCUCUUCACCCGCCUCUCACGGCUCCUUCUCGGGGGCGGCUACUGGACCCUGGUGGCGGGGCUGCUCUUUGCCUCACACCCUGUGCAUACAGAAGCUGUGGCAGGGAUUGUGGGCAGGGCGGAUGUUGGUGCUGCCCUCUUCUUCCUGCUUUCUCUGCUUUGCUACAUGCGAUACUGCUCCCUGAGAGGGCACUCUGCCCACUGCUGGCCCUGGUUGCUGGGUAGCUUUGCCUGUGCGGCCUGCAGCAUGCUGUGGAAAGAACAAGGGGUGACUGUUUUGGCUGUCUCAGCAGUUUAUGAUGUCUUUGUGUUCCACAGGUUCAAAUUUCAUCAAGUCAUCUUGCUUAUUUUUAAGAAAAAGAAUACCUCCCUGCUUCUCAGCGUGAGCUCCUUGGCUGUCUGGGGUACUAUCUUACUGGUGACCCGCUUGUACUGGAUGGGCAACAAGCCACCCAGCUUCUCCAACUCGGAUAACCCAGCAGCUGACUCACACAGCCUCUUGACGAGGACUCUGACAUUCUUCUAUCUGCCUUCUGUCAACAUGUGGCUGCUGCUGUGCCCGAACACCCUGAGCUUUGAUUGGUCCAUGGAUGCCGUGCCUCUACUCAGGAACGUUGGCGACUGGAGGAAUCUUCACACUGUGGCCUUUUAUGUUGGAUUGCUGCUCCUGGCUUGGGUCAGCCUCAGGAGUCCCUCGAGGGUCGAGGAGACCAAUGGGAAAGCAUAUGUAAUGAAUGGGAAACAUACAGGCACAAACGGGAAGCAUACAGGCACAAACGGGCACAGUUGUCACCCAGACAUGGGACUCCCAAACUCAGAGUCUCGUCCUGUAAAAAGUACUGAGAAUGGUAUAAAGAAUCAUGUUAUUCCAAGGACGCCAUUGCCCACCACGAAAAACAUAGUGGUCUUCUCUUUAGGGCUAUUGACAGUGCCCUUUCUCCCUGCCACUAAUUUGUUUUUCUAUGUGGGUUUUGUAAUCGCAGAGCGUGUACUCUACAUACCCAGCAUGGGCUUCUGCUUGCUGGUGACUGUGGGCAUGAGGGCCCUUUACAUCAAAUUCAGGAGGAGGUUCUUGAAGAGCCUUCUGUUGUACUGCACUGCCACCUUGGUCCUUUUGUACGGGAUAAAGACAGUGUUGAGGAACCAAGACUGGCAGGAUGAGGAGAUGUUAUACAAGUCAGGGAUAAAUGUAAACCCAGCGAAAGCGUGGGGUAACCUUGGGAAUGUCCUCAAAAGCCAGGGCAAGAUGGCAGAGGCUGAAAAGGCCUAUAGAAACGCCUUGUACUACCGCAGCAACAUGGCUGACAUGCUGUAUAAUCUAGGUUUGCUGCUACAAGAAAACAAGAGGUUCUCUCAGGCACUGCACUACUAUAAGCUGGCAAUUGGUAGCAGGCCUACAUUAGCUUCUGCAUACUUGAAUACAGGGAUCAUCCUGAUGAACGAGGGAAGGCUAGACGAAGCCAGGCGAACGUUCCUGAUGUGCGCUGAAAUCCCAGAUGAAAACCUGAAGGACCCUCACGCACACAAGAGCUCUGUAACCAGCUGCCUCUAUAACCUGGGGAAGCUCUUCCAUGAACGAGGGCAGCAUGAGGAGGCCCUGUCAGCAUAUAAAGAAGCAAUACUGAAAAUGCCAAGACAAUUUGCACCCCAGAGCCUAUACAAUAUGAUGGGAGAGGCCUACAUGAGGCUAAACAAACUGACAGAAGCUGAACACUGGUACCGGGAGUCACUGCGAGCCAAGCCUGACCAUAUCCCAGCUCACCUCACGUAUGGAAAGCUACUGGCUCUUAUAGGACAUAAGCUUGAAGCAGAAAGGUACUUUUUGAAGGCAAUUCAGCUGGAUCCCACAAAGGGAAAUUGCUAUAUGCAUUAUGGUCAGUUUUUGUUGGAACAAUCCCGCUUGCUCGAAGCAGCUGAGAUGGCAGGGAAGGCUGCACAGCUUGACAGCACAGAGUUUGAUGUGGUCUUUAACGCAGCCCAUAUGCUCAGACAAGCCAGUCUCAAUGAAGCAGCUGAGAAAUAUUAUCGACUUGCAGCAGGCCUAAGACCUGAUUAUCCAGCUGCCUUGAUGAACCUUGGGGCCAUCCUCCAUCUUAAUGGAAAACUACAAGAUGCAGAAGUAUAUUACCUCCAAUCACUUCAACUCAAACCAGAUGACAUCAUCACUCAGUCCAACCUUCAAAAACUGUGGAACAUCAUGGAGAAACAAGGGCUAAAGACCUUGGGCACAUGACACAAGCAUUGAAGUUGAACAUUAUCCAUGAAGGAAAAACAACAUAUAAAAAUAAAUAGAAGCCACAUGGUGGAUAUCAUGUGCUAAUUUGGCCCUCUAAAGGUGUUAAAAUAGUCCCCCCUAAUGAGAUGUUACCAUGGGAUACAGUAUCUGUUAAAUUAACUGUUAGACUAGCAAGAGCCAGGAACCGUGUGUAAAACGGGAGCACUUAACUUGAAGCAGGACAUUGCUGCAUACUUGAAAUCUGGUGGUAAAGCUGAUAUAGGUUGGCAAUCAUUGUUUGGUUCUCUUGAGACCAUUAACCAUCUUGGGAAGGUGAAAGACCGCACAAAACAUCGAGAGCUGAAAUGAAACCUCUAGGUGUGUGAUAGUAAAAUUAGGCUUGUGUCUGUAAUUCAUCUCAAAAGCUGUGGUUUCGUGAUGUCAACAGAUAGCUUGUCAGUUUGAUGGUUUUCAUUGGCAUCACAGGCAACAUGUUGUGAAAGACGUAUUUUGCCAAGCCUUUACACUAACACUUCACUUACAUUAACAACAUCAAACUACCACAUUGGCAAGGAUUGCUUGUGACAGCUCUCUUCAUUGUACUCCAAACAGUAAACAGCUGCCGUUACAAGGAGAGCUGUAUUGAGAAAGCGCAUAAUCUCCUUGAAAAGAUUGAGGGACUUGAGAGUUUUCCAAAUUAUUAUAGCAAGGAAAGGAAAAGCAUGAAUCUCCCAAAUUAUUAUAGCACAGAAAGCAAAAACAAGAGUUAUCCCUUGUAGAAAAUGAUAUUCCAGUUUGUGUCACAAAAUUACCUUUCACAGACAUUGGAUAAUGGGUAUCAGACGUGUAAUAUGGAAACAAAUCAAAACUUUGGCAUACAAUUACAUUGUUAAAUUCAAAUAAUAGUUUGUGGCACAACUGACUUGAAUUUAACUUUAAAUAUUUUAUUGCAGCCUAACAAACUAAAAGUGGAAGUUCUGUAUGAGUAUCAGUAUUAAAGUAAUAGCUAAGGUAGGUGUUUUACUGUUUCUUUUAUUAAGUCAUGUUUGUAACCUCGGUCACGCUUUAUUAACAGUUUGUUUAACUGUUAACAAACAGCUAAUAAACAUGUUAAUGUAGCUUAUUUAUUUUCUGUUAACUGUUAGAUAAUAGUAUAUAACAGGCCAGCUAAAACUGCAAACACCGGUGCCCUAUGGAUGAUCAAUCAAACACCAGAGCCCUAUGGAUGAUCAAUACCCAGUCGAUCAUAUGCUUGAAAUCAGUUCAAAUUGUUACUGUAGUAAUGUUUGGCAAAUUAAAUCAGGUUUUUAUUAACCCUAACCUAACACUAACACUAACCCUUAGCUAAAAAUUAACAAAGUUUGUUAACAGUUAACAGCCCUUAAAAUAAAGUGUGACUGUAACCUCUACUUGAAACAUGACAGUCAAAAAUAACCCUGUGGGUUUAAAUUGUAAAGGAAUGGACACUGUUCAGAGAUAUAAUAUUAUUGAGAGUGAUUCUGCCUCUUAGUUUACAAUCACUUAGAUAGAAAUAACAUGCAUUAUAUAGCCAUGUUACAUUUACUAUUAACAUUUGAUACUUACCAGUUCUUACACUUUGUACUGUUUGUCUAAAGAUUCUCCAGUGGUUUGACAUGGGACUAGACAACAUGGAAAAUAGUCCUCAAAAUUCGUACGAUAAAACAACCUUUUUUGUGAAGAAAGGAACUCAUUUAUUUGUUUGGUACAUAUUUUUUUCACAAAAUGGUUGUUUUAUAAAUGAGAAGAACUUAUUAAUACCACUACAAAUUAUGAGGUUUGGUUUGGAAAAAAACAUUUGAGACAGGAGGUAUGUACAGGAGAUUUGAGUAAAAAUUAUUAUUUUUUCCUAUGGUCGGGUGUUGCAGUCAAAUUUGACACAGCACCCGCAAUAUUAUUUACAAAAAAAAAACAAAACAUGAAUACAAGGACAAGUUAGACAAAAAAUGAGGGUAUUGUCAUUUAAUUUAAAUAUGUAUUAAGUCAGUUACAAUGUUGAAAAAGGUAUAUGUAGGAAAUGUACCUCUGUACUCACACACCCAAGCAAUGGGGGUUGGCUGGGCCUGUGAAGCUGAAGGAUUGACCUCUAUCCUUAUGCAGAAUAUAUUAAUGUAUAGUUUGCUUAAAACUUGACUACAGUAGAGUCUAAAGCCACAACUGAUUACAGUUCUAACCAAAUAGCUGUACAAAUGUUGCACUCAUUUAAUAAUUCACAAAUCAUAGAACUAUUUUGUGUACGUAAGGGAUUCUUUAAAUGUAUUUUCUUUUUCAUUGUUAUUAAAUCCUUAUAUUCCUGUGUAUGACAAAACACUUUAAUAUAUAAAAAGGCUGCAUGAAUUGCAACCACAAUUAGUCAAAUUGAUCAAGGGCAGUGAAUCUUCAAGGUGGGAUCAGAAAAUAUAUAUAUAUUGAAAUGGUAACCCAACAUUUAACUUAUUAUGGGAUUGCAUUGUGCUUUGUGCUAGCUGAAUGGCUGACGACGUGUGUAAUUAUCACUUUAGAUUUGUUUAUAUUUUUUGUUUUUCUUUUGUUAUUCUUGCUUUUUAAAAUGUUAUGUUAAACUUUAACAUCCCUUCCUGAUCUGUUAACAGAAUGUCCCCUUGAUUACAAAAGUAACCAAUUUUGCUUUGUUUUCAUUACAACAAUAGAACUCCAUUUGAUAGUGUUUGAGCUGCAGUUUGGAAUCGAUGGUAACCAAAGUCAAGUUUGAAUUUGACUUUGGGUCCCUGUUGAAUUUCCCACAAGGGUGCCCUUUGGAAUGCAUAACCUUGGUAUUAUGUGAGCAACUGUAUAUAAUACUUUCUACUGUAUUUAUAUACCAUAUUCACUGGUGUGUGGUACUAUGUAUUAUACCCAUAAGUACAAAGAGCUACAAAAACAAUUUCUUUGUAUCUUACCUCAUAUGUAUUGUCAUUUAUUUUCAGAGCUAUAAAGAACAAAAUGUACCUCCCGCUCCUUGUAGAUAUUUCAAUGCUGCAGCCCUGCAGGGUUCCUGCAUUCUGCUUCAAGAGGUCACAUGAAGCAAAGCAGAAACUUGUGAACCCUAGGAAAAGCAACGCUUGGUUAUGGUACUGAAAGCAUGUCAAAGCGUGAGGCUUAUUCAAGUUUGAAUGUAAAACUCCCAGAAGUAAACCCCUCCGUAACUAAUCACUGUCCAGACAUGUGUUUUAUACAGUGCACUCUGUUUAGAAGAAUCACUGAUAUAAGCAACCACAUAUAGUGAUCAAAAUCACUGAGAUACUAACAUACUGAUUCUGCACCACAGUAAUCAUAUCGGUCCGCUUUUAAGAAUCAACCACUUAUAUGAAUCAAAUCACCUAGAAUGGAUGUUAUUCUUAUAAACGGAGUGCACUGUAGUAGAAAAUGUGAGAUAUAUGAAGUGAUGGCAAUUAGGUAAGAACUAUUUUGUUAGCUCUGUGUACUUUUAUGUGUCUGUAGUGAACCGCUUAAUCUUUCCAUGCCAACCAAUAAAUAAGAAGCAAAUAAACUGAAAUUAUGUAAUCUCUGCAUAGAAAGACCUUAAUGUUUGUCAUUUUUAGGCUUUAUACUGAUUUGGUUGGUUUAUUGUACUUGACGGGACAACUGCAGCUUUGAUUUUUCUUCAAAAAAGAAAUGUUAGAAUUACAAUUCCCCAUUGUCAACAUCCAAAGUUGCCCUCUCAAGAUUACAGUAAGCAUGCAUAUAACGCUAUAAUUAGAAAGUCAUGUAUGCCCUAUAUCUAGAGAUUUAUUUGUAUUCUCUCUCCUUUGAACUGUGUUUUGGUCGCCUUAGAGUUAGGUAAUACGCAUCUCCACAAUUCUGUAAUUUUCUACAUCUAAUGGAACAUCAAUAGUCUUCAUGUGUGGCUGCAUCAGUGGUUGCAUCAAUGUUGACACUGUGUUUUACAUAGUAAUCAUAGCUGGGUCUGUCACAAAGUGAAACAUUUAACCUAACCGGCGCUGUGGGCUACCCACAGUCCUGCUUCGAUAGAACUUGCAAAUUCUUCUGGUAGAGGAGCUAUUUUAAAUAAUGUUAAGUGUUGCAAUAUGUGUCUGCUCAGGGAUUUCAAAUGGUGGCUUAUUGCAGACAGUGCUUGAAGGAGCACAUGGCAAGUUUACUAAAUUUAAAAGUUUUAUUUUUUGAAAAUUGUUGUAUUUGUAUAAAUUACCAGGAUUUGUAGCUUUACUUUUGUAAGAUAUAAGCAAAUGAUUAUGUGCCAGAUUAGACUUUCCCAAAUGUUCUUUUUCCACAAUAAAGCAAUGGUAACUUGCAUUCACAUUAAGACUGUGAUUUUUCAUUAUGAUAAUAUUUCUAACAUCCAUUACCAGCACAUGCUUAGUACUGCUGGCAUCUUACCACUUAUUUGAUUACACCUUUUUUAUUUUGGUUCAUAAGUAGGAGGUAUAAGGCAAACACAUCUGAAGUGAUCAUUCAGGGAAUUGUGAAAUU
Molecule: messenger RNA, 7271 nt
Organism: Acipenser ruthenus (sterlet)
Lineage: Eukaryota; Metazoa; Chordata; Actinopteri; Acipenseriformes; Acipenseridae
Product: protein O-mannosyl-transferase TMTC2-like
Exons: 12
Coding region: 312-2843 (843 amino acids)
Biological process (GO): protein O-linked glycosylation via mannose
Cellular component (GO): endoplasmic reticulum membrane
Molecular function (GO): mannosyltransferase activity; protein binding
Source: RefSeq, a predicted model, not a curated record